Messenger RNA from Sceloporus undulatus (fence lizard), 575 nucleotides. It is a transcript of the gene PODXL, whose product is annotated as podocalyxin like. Gene Ontology annotation, biological process: regulation of microvillus assembly; negative regulation of cell-cell adhesion; cell migration. Lineage: Eukaryota; Metazoa; Chordata; Lepidosauria; Squamata; Phrynosomatidae. The coding region runs from base 164 to 487 and encodes 107 amino acids. The record is from RefSeq and is a predicted model, not a curated record. Gene Ontology annotation, cellular component: microvillus membrane; apical plasma membrane. The transcript has 2 exons.
AGGUUCAUACAGGAAGAUACAGUCUUUCAAACUGUGUGGACCCAAGCCGUAUAGGGCUUUAAAGGUCAUAACCAUCACUUUGACAACUCCUUUGCUCUCUGACAUUCAUUCUGUGGUCUUCCGACAGCUUGGCCUGAGCAACUUAACCUAUGGUGGCAAACCCAUGGACCUUGACACGGAAGACCGCUUUGGCUUACCCUUGAUCAUCACCAUCGUCUGUAUGGCAGCCUCUCUCCUCCUUGUGGCUGCCAUCUAUGGCUGUUGCCACCAGCGUAUUUCACGAAGGAAAGACCAGCGUCUGACUGAAGAACUUCAGACGAUGGAGAACGGUUAUCAUGACAACCCAACCCUCGAGGUGAUGGAGACCUCAGCAGAGAUGCAGGAGAAAAAGGUCAACCUAAACGGAGAGCUUGCCGACAGCUGGAUCGUCCCCAUGGAUAGCCUAACAAAAGAUGAUCUUGAGGAGGAAGAGGACACACAUUUAUAAUCCAUGAGAGGAUCGAGAAAGAGAAAGAGAGAAGAUAAACUUCAUACUAAGCAAAAAAAAAAAAAAAAGAGUAAAAAAUGUAAAACCG